Molecule: messenger RNA, 732 nt
Organism: Trypanosoma conorhini
Lineage: Eukaryota; Euglenozoa; Kinetoplastea; Trypanosomatida; Trypanosomatidae
Exons: 1
Coding region: 1-732 (243 amino acids)
Source: RefSeq, a predicted model, not a curated record
AUGGACGCCGUAGCGCACGAACGCAAGGAUGACGUCACAGAGAGUGAUAGUUCUGGGAGACGCCGCGCUGAUGACGACGAGACCACGACAACGUCUUUUCGCUACUCUACCGCCCUUGAAGGCGAGAGUGGGGACUUUAAUCUGGACGAGGAGCCCCCUUUCCCCGUAAGAUCGUAUACUGGCAGCCGGGGUGAGUUUCUUCACCUUUUUCGUCCGCUUAGUAACGUAGGGGAAGUUUCGAUUCACUACUACUCCCCGUGGACUGUCCGCGGCGAUGACGACUGUUCACUCGUGGCUCAUGUCGAGGUGGACGAUGAGGAGAAGGAGUUCACGUUGGGCGUCUGCGGCGCUACAGAGCGCGUUGUGGGUACCUUCCUGCAGUACUUUGCGAGUGGGCAAACGAUGCACCCCAUUGGGACGCAGGAGGUGCGGAGGUUCUGCAUGUGCCCCUGGCAUCGGCGAGCAGUUCUUCUGGCUUCUUUGGACGAUCGAAUUACCUCGUGUGUUCAGCUUCCAUCGGCGGAGUCCUGUCGUCUGAGGAAUGAGAGUGUAAGAGGCAAUGACGAAGCAGCGCAACGAGCACAGCCUUCGGAGUCUGAACCCGCCAUGAGCGAUGUGGACGUGUGGCGUGUUGUAGUGGAGCACAAGGGUCGGGGAUUUGUGCGCUUUUACGCCGUGGAGCGGCGCAAAGGCGCAUGCUACUGUGACGCCCCUUUAUCUCAGCUCAACUGA